AUGGCAAAGAAAGAGAUGGGAGUCGUGAAGGGACUCUUCCUUUUUAGAUACUCGGGACGUUGGUACGAGAUCGCCGCCUUCUCGUCGUUCUUUGAGGCCAGGAAUGCCGUGGACACGAGGGCCACAUACACUCUGAAGGAGGAUGGGACCUUGGAUGUGUUGAACGAGGGCUGGGUCAAUGGCAAGAGGGAGUACAUUAGGGGCACUGCCUACAAGGCUGACCCGAGCAGCAACGAGGCCAAGCUCAAAGUGAAAUUCUAUGUGCCUUCGUUCUUUGCCAUCUUCCCCGCGAUUGGGGACUACUGGGUCUUGUACAUUGAUGCUGAUUAUCAACAUGCUGUCGUUGGUCAGCCCAGCAGGAAGUAUCUUUGGAUUAUAAGCAGAAAGAGUCAUAUAGAUGAUAAAAUCUAUAAUCAGCUGGUUCAGAAGGCUGUUGAUGAAGGGUAUGAUGUGAGCAAGCUCCACAAAACUCCACAGAGUGACGCACAUCCGCCGCUAUAAGAAGGAUCCAAGGAGGACGGCAAAGCCAUUUGGUGGAUCAAGUCCGUCCUAGGGAAAUUGGGAAACUUAACUUUUACAGCAGCUUGAUGAAGAUGAUGUUGAAAUUAUAUGCUGUC
Molecule: messenger RNA, 617 nt
Organism: Syzygium oleosum
Lineage: Eukaryota; Viridiplantae; Streptophyta; Magnoliopsida; Myrtales; Myrtaceae
Product: temperature-induced lipocalin-1-like
Exons: 3
Coding region: 1-501 (166 amino acids)
Source: RefSeq, a predicted model, not a curated record